Annulohypoxylon truncatum is the source of this 921-nucleotide messenger RNA. RefSeq lists its product as uncharacterized. Gene Ontology annotation, biological process: mycotoxin biosynthetic process. The transcript is spliced from 2 exons. NCBI's taxonomy places the organism in Eukaryota, Fungi, Ascomycota, Sordariomycetes, Xylariales, Hypoxylaceae. The record is from RefSeq and is a predicted model, not a curated record. Bases 43 to 762 code for a protein of 239 amino acids.
CAUCAUAGUAGCUGCUCUCAUUCACCUUCGCACUUUCACAAGAUGGCCUGGUCAAACACAGCCCGCACAUGUUUUGCUGUAUGCAUAUCCUCAGCUAUAACCGUGGUAGCACUUUUUCUUCUUAUCCGUCCUGGUCAUGAUAAUAUGGUAGCUACCCUCGUUGACGGCGUGCGAGCCGGAUCCUCAGUUUAUACUGCCGGUAACUCUCACCCUAAGCCUAAGGAGUGUCCGUCUGUUCAUUCACAAGAGCUAUCCCCCGUCAAAUUCAUCAAAGAUCCAUGGAAGCAUCCGGUUUACAAUAGAAAGGAACCCAGAGAGAUAGACUGGUGGGAAGAUCUUCUCACACCAAAUGGAGGUUUCCUUAUGGUCAAGGAACAGGACGGCGAGACAAACCAAAUCGGGGUAUCGAUGUUUCAUCAGUUGCACUGUUUGAGCAUGAUUCGAACAAUGAUCCUAAUGGGAGAUAUACACAUGGAUCACGUUCAUGUUGAGAGCCGUGACAUGAAUCAGAGUGCGAAAGACCGCGGACAUUUCCUACACUGCUUUGAUUACAUAGUUCAGGCUAUCCUCUGCACAGCAGAUGAUACAUUGGAAAGAUCGGGUAAAGUAUUGGUUCCCGGGGGUGAGGAGGUGGAUGGCAUUAAUGGCGUAGGCCAGAUGCACCAAUGUCGUAAUGCUACGUUGCUUUAUGACUAUGUGCUGCAGUCUGAGAAGGUCCCUGUUAAGGCGGAUUUAGUCGGAGACUACUUGGUAUUCCCAUGAGCGAAUAAAUCUCAUAUGCAGCAUAGUUGGUAUAAUGCAGGAAGUGGUGAAGCUAAAGGGUAUCACAUGAUCUACGAUAACUUAGAUAAGAAAAGGGGUACCCCUGAUGACUCCACCUAUAGGUAACAUAGGUAGGCCUUAAUAGAAAAUGGAAGCGAG